Messenger RNA from Cloeon dipterum, 3399 nucleotides. Its product is annotated as guanylate cyclase 2G. Gene Ontology annotation, biological process: intracellular signal transduction; cGMP biosynthetic process; receptor guanylyl cyclase signaling pathway. Gene Ontology annotation, cellular component: plasma membrane. Gene Ontology annotation, molecular function: guanylate cyclase activity; peptide receptor activity; adenylate cyclase activity. The transcript has 14 exons. The coding region runs from base 40 to 1956 and encodes 638 amino acids. The record is from RefSeq and is a predicted model, not a curated record. NCBI's taxonomy places the organism in Eukaryota, Metazoa, Arthropoda, Insecta, Ephemeroptera, Baetidae.
CUUCAGCCGGCGUCGCCAACGCACCCCUAACGACCAAAGAUGGACGAGGAGGAAGGUAGCUCGCUGUCGCUGAGCUCGAUCGGCGGGGGCGGCGGUGUGGCGAGCAAGGGUGGCAAGCGGGACAGGGGAUGCCUGAGCACGAACCCGCAGCUGAAGAGGGGCCGGCGGCUGCAGCUGCUGCAGAUGCUGGCGCUGCCGUUCGUGCCCAUUCUCGCGCUGAUCGUGCAGAACGCGCUAACCUUGCGGAACAUUGUCGUCAACAGACACGAAGUGGUCGACAUUGACCGACAGGUAACAGUUGCAACCGAGCUGGGCAAGCUGACGACCAGUUUGCAAUUCGAGCGAACCGAGAUUGCGUACAACAUCUACACGAAUGGCAGUUCACUGAGGGCAAACCUGACGCAGACUUUCCAGAAGACCCUGUGGGCCAUCGCCAACGUGACCACGUGGCCCAUCGCGGAGAAAGUGGACGGACUGGCGCCGGAAAACGCGGAUGUUCUCACCACUGCUGAACGAUUUACCGAAAUCCUCCUGGCUUUCAGGCUGAGGGUGACCAACACGACGGACGACGUGAACGUCACCGAGAUGGUCGGCUGGUACAACCUGGUGAAUGCGGCGCUGCUCGACCACUUCACAAACCAAAUCAAAGAGACGGACACGAGCGGCGUGUGGAGGUACCUGAUCGCGUUCAAGAACAUCCUGCGCAGCAUCGAGAACUUCGGCAUCUCGAUGGUGUACGGGCUCAACUUCUUCGGGCGAGGCGUGCUGCAGCCGCACAACUACCUGCAGUACGUGCGCCACGACGUGCUCGGCACCGACCUGCUCAACUCGUCGCUCAAAUUCGCCCUGCAGCUCGGCGAGGAGAUGACGCGCAGGCUCAACUCCAACUGGACCGAUGUGCACGAAAGACGGCAGCUGGUGCUGCAGAACGUGCGUCAAAGUCCAAGUAUCUUAGAGGCCACCACCUACUUCGAUCUCAUGGCCAACUACGUCACCGAACUGCGCACCUUCCAAAAAGAAGUCCGCAAGGAAAUAAGGUCAAGUAUCGACAAAAUCCUGGAAGAGGCGAAUUCGCGCGAGGCCGAGGGAAUGGCCAUUCUGGCGCUCGUGCUCGUCGUCUCGCCCAUCAUCAUCGUCCUUGUCUGCAAUGCAGUCGCCACCAUUCAGGUGUACGCGACCAAUUUAAUUAUCAAGGCUCAGGAGCUGAAGGCCGAGCAGCGCCGCAGCGACACCCUGCUCUUCCAAAUGCUGCCGCCCAGCGUCGCUCGACAGCUCAAACACGUCCAGGAGGUGCCGGCCGAAUUCUACUCGAACGUGACCGUCUACUUCAGCGACAUCGUCGGCUUCACGGAGAUUGCGGCCGAGAGCACGCCACUCGAGGUGGUGCGCUUCCUCAACUCCAUCUACAAGCUGUUCGACGCCAGAAUUGAGCACUACGACGUCUACAAGGUCGAGACCAUCGGAGAUUCCUACAUGGUCGCCUCCGGACUGCCCGAUGAAAACGGUCGGAAGCACGUGUCCGAGAUCGCGACGAUGGCGCUGGACCUGCUGGCCGGGUCGUCGGUGUUCGCGAUUCCGCGGCGGCCGGGCGAGCGUCUGCAGAUCCGCAGCGGCAUCCACACCGGCCCGGUGGUGGCCGGCAUCGUCGGCUCCAAGAUGCCGCGCUACUGCCUCUUCGGCGACACCGUCAACACCGCCAGCAGGAUGGAAACCACCGGCGAACCGCUGCGCAUCCACAUCAGCUCGGAAAUGAACGAAGCCCUGAACCAAGUGGGCGGCUUCGAGACCGAGCUGCGGGGUCUCGUCGAGGUCAAGGGGAAAGGCGUGCUGGAGACGUACUGGUUGGUGGGCAAGCAGGGCGGCAUCACUCGCGCCUCCGAGCUGGACACGCCGGGCUUCUUCGAGGACCUGCAGCCCAUCUUCAUCCGGCGCUUCAGGGCCUCUUUCAGCCACUGACAGGAAAACGGCCAGUGCUGCGAGAAGGCGACGCGAGAGUGCAGCACGGCCUCGCAGUGAACAAACGACAAUAAUCGAGUGGCGGACCAGAGGGAGCGAAAGAUCGGUGUGUUAAGUGUACGCGUGUACCACGUCAAUUUUCAACUAUUCCUACUAAUGCCGACGCAGCUAAGAGUAAUUUUGAUAAAAAAAAAUAUCUAAAAUAAUUAACACGAAGAAAGGCAACAAAUGUUCAAUUCUUGAAUCAAUUUUCUGUUAAAUUAAGAUUGUUUUAUUAUUUUUUCUAAAGACUAAAAAUUGAUUAUUUUGGUGAUAUAUGAACCCAUUUAAAUUAUAAAGCUAUCUUCUGCAAAAAAUGUAUUGAGUGCGGCGAGUAGCUAAUUGCUAUUGCUAAUUGUAGCUCUAGGACCUUUAAUUAAAAAAUAAUUUUGACAAAAUCUUUGAUCGCAGAUAUUCACCCUGGAGAAAACGUUGAAAAUAAAUCAGAGAUUAUCAAAUUAGUUUCUUUUCCACAAUGGGACCAAGAAUGGAGUAUUGUAUUAAUUUCUAAUUAUUGAUUUAGAGUCGUUAUAUAAAUUGUUCCAUGUUUGAUUGCAUAUUUUUUGGUAAUUGCUGGUGUGCAGCAGGUGGCGAAACUACUGACAUAAUUAUCUUUGUUUUAAGGUAAGAAAAUGAUCAAUUGUAAAUUAAAAAAAAACUUCUGUAAUAUCUUUUUAUCUAUUGCUGAUAUUUUAAACGAAAUGAACUUCAAUAAAUUAUCAUUUUAAAUUUUAAAACUAUAAAAAUGAUAAAAAUAAUUUUUAAUGGUUAAAAUCAAUAAAAGAUGCCAAUUUUGUAACAUUUUAAUUGGAAUUAAUGUGAUUUUGUGAUUAAAAAUCUAUUUAGUGUCAAAAGCUGGCCUUUAGUCAUUUAUUUCGGCGCUGGCGCCGCCAAAACAGCAAACUUGGAGUCACAUGUUCCCGUUCCUGAUCAGAUUUUCAAGCUUUUCAACUAAAUAUAUUUUGAUAAUCGUUGAAAAAUGUUGAAUUUGUACAGAGGCUUUUAGGCUUUCACAUAUUUUUCUUUUGAAAAAUGAACUAUGAGUCAAAUAUAACCCAAACAAAAUCGCUGGUCGUUUUUAAUUAUACUAAUUAAUGUCGAAUGUAAAAUAUUAUUGUUAAAUGUAAGAUAACUUAUUAAUAAAAAUCCGUGUCAUUAAAAUAAACCUAUCAAAUUCAUCUUCGCGUUGGUUUGUUUCUUAAAAUUAAAAACAUCUCUAUUGUUACGAAGCAGCCUCGUUAAUCAUGUUGUCGUCCUGUAAAUAGUUUCAAUAUUUGUAUACUCAAAUAUAGGUUUUUGAGAAGCUCGUUGGUUUUUCAUUCCAAAACUUUUCGACUGGAAUAAAAGGAGUUGCGUUUGAUUUCACAAUUAAUCAGCGAAAGAAUCUUUGUUGACUGAAUCCAA